GUGCGACUGGAGCAAAGGAGAUAUAAACAUGUUGCAAAACAAACUCCUGGGGGUCUGCCUAGUUUUGGGGAGGGACAAAAUGCGAGGGAACAGGAGGACUGAACAGAAAACAGUCCACAUGGAGAGGGCAUUUGGAAUAGUUGAAUGAAUGACAUAUGGGCAAGUUUGAAAGUUGACAGAGAAAUUGAGCAAUGCGUGUUUUGCAAGUUAUUCUUUUAAAAUAUUGAUUUAGUUGGUUUUAGGGUAACGUAUCAUGAUGUAACGUGUCUAGCCAGCUACAGUAGUUGAAGACUUUGAACAGAACACGAUACAGUGGGACAGUGAGCGCUUUAGCUCGCAACACCUCAGUGAACUGCCAGCUUUGCUUAGACUAGCAAGAACACUUCUCUUUCAGUUUAUCUUUACUCUUCUUUACGCUGUCGUCGAAUUUGUCUUACAUUUCACAGAUAAGCUUGUUGCUAACGGUUUGAUUCCUGUCAAGUUGAACUUGUGGUUGUUGGACAUGGUUUUCAAUAACAGCUAGCUAGCUAAAGUUAGUCAGCCAUCAUUAAUUUGUAUUUUUCAACGUUGGACGGACUGAAUAUUCACCUUUGGAAUAAUUAACGUUACUGUCAGUAAACAGCAACAAGACAACAUCAACGUUGUAUUUUAAACGAGACAAUAUGCAAAAGUUCAACUCGACACACACUAGUACUCUUCCUCGGGACGCUGAGCUUCAGCAGCGUUUAUCCGACAACGGGGGAUCCGGGGAGGCGAUGAAGGAAAACGGCUCUGGGAAGAAUCACAUCCUUGCAGAACCUGCAGACAGUUCACUCUGUACCAAGAGAAAGAUGCUGGUCGGCUUGGAUGUUUUCUGUCUGUUUGUAGCCUCCAUCCCGUUCUUUGCGUGUGAGUUGAAGGCGGUGACUCCGUACCGGAGGGGUUUCUUCUGUGGGGACCAGAGCAUCACCUACCCCUACCUGGAGAGAGAGGCCAUCCCUGAUGCACUGCUCAUCGCUGGGGGCAUCGUCAUCACUGGCCUCACGAUUGCGCUGGGCGAGUGUUAUCGGGUUCGAUUCCGUGAGGUGCAAUCACGGGCCUUCGUGCGCAACCUCUACGUGUCCUGCCUCUAUAAGGAGCUGGGAAGCUUCCUGUUCGGCUGCUGCGUGGGCCAAUCAUUGACCAACAUGGCCAAGCUGAGUGUGGGGCGCCUGCGACCUAACUUUCUGUCGGUGUGCAACGUGACAUACGCCUCGCUCAACUGUGUCCCCGGCUCCUACGUGGCCCAGGUCACCUGCAGGCAGCCCAAACACAAGAUGGUGGAGGAGGCCAGGAAGUCCUUUUUCUCUGGCCAUUCCUCUUUUGCCAUGUACACCAUGCUCUACCUGGCGUUCUACCUGCAGGCGCGGUUGUCAUGGCGAGGGGCUCGUCUGCUGCGCCCGCUGCUACAGUUCCUGCUGGUGAUGAUAGCCGUGUACACCGGGCUGAGCCGCAUCUCUGACUACCGCCACCACCCCACUGACGUGAUCACCGGCUUCAUCCAGGGAGGCCUCACCGCCUACUGGGUGGCCUUCUAUAUUUCCGCCAUGUUUAAGAACAACCGUCCAGAACUGUCUCCCAACAGCAUGUCUCUGGAGAGCCCCCUGUCCAGCCAACAGACCGUCUGCUAGCACCACCUGCCCCAACACACCCCUCCUCACCUACCUGGACGGAUGGGAGAGAAAGAGAGAGAGAGGGAGAGACAGUCAGAUAGCAGAGGUGUGCAGCACAUGGAGGGACAGGGAGGGAGACAAGGUGUGUGAAAAGGAAGGGGGAUGAGAUAAGAGGUAGAGCAGGUAAAGAGCGUUCUAGCAAGUACACACACGUUCUGAUGAAUACGUCAAGACACGCACGCACACGUAGUGCCACCUCUCUCUCUCUCACUAACACACACUACCAUCUAACACACACACACACACACACACACACACACACACACACACACACACACACACACACACACACACACACACACACACACACACACACACACACACACACACACCAAAUCACUGUAGAGUACAACCCGUCCACAUGGAGAUAUGCAUAGUAAUUUUACAGAUAUUUUGUAUAUGAAAAACGACAAAUGUUUCUAUUUUUCAAACGAGAGUCGUAGAUGAAGCUGCUAAUGAUAAUGAUUUUUUCCUGUUCUAAGUAGAACAUGUUUUAUAUGUGAUGGUGGUUAGUGGGCAGUGCAUUAGGUUAGCUCUCACAAACACACGGUCAGUCAGUGUCUCUAAAUGAUUUUCAUUGGUCAUUUGACCAGCCUGGAUGAUGACAUCAUCAGCUGGACUCCACUUCUUCAGCUUGACGUCCCCUGACUCUAAUUCUGUGGAUGUCUCAUUGACGUCACCUGACUCUAAUUCUGUGGAUGUCUCAUUGACGUCCCCUGACUCUAAUUCUGUGGAUGUCUCAUUAACGUCCCCUGACUCUAAUUCUGUGGAUGUCUCAUUGACGUCCCCUGACUCUAAUUCUGUGGAUGUCUCAUUGACGUCCCCUGACUCUAAUUCUGUGGAUGUCUCAUUGACGUCCCCUGACUCUAAUUCUGUGGAUGUCUCAUUGACGCCCCCUGACUCUAAUUCUGUGGAUGCCUCUCCAUCCUUCACCCUCUAACUACACAGCAACUAGUAGAGGAUGUCAUGGACAACGACAAAAGAGAACACUUUGUAUUCAACCAAGUAUCUUAACUUCAGUUACCCAGGAGUGAUAGGGUGGAAAUCUGCUUUGCCCAGGUUACGUCCCCCCCCACUCCCACGCUUUUCCACGUCUGUACUCUGUACUAACCACUUAUUACUCUGUCUCAGAGGCGGAGCUUUGACUGAACCCUGUAACCUUUGACCUAUUACCCUGACCUCUGAGCUGCACCUUGAGUUCUGCCACUCUCACAGGGGAGCCAAAAUGGCUGCCUCGUGUUGCCUAUGGCAGAGGUCCCCUGUAUAUUCCUAUUAAUAGCACUUGAACUACAUACUGGAACCUACUCUGAUAGUAUAAUUGAUAUUAUAUAUAUUUUCUCAAGUUUGAAUAAUCAGUGUUUUAUUUCUCUUAAUAUGUCACUCUCAUACGGUAUAUGUUUUAGUUUUUUUCCAAAUGAUAAUUAUUCAAAUUGAAUGUAAAUAGAUAUGUCUUUUUUAUAAACCACACAGAAUUUCAAAAGUAUUAUUAGUGCCAUUUUUGGACAGUUUUUUUCACGUUUAUGUGUUAUGUGUCUGUGUUGUUGAUCAGGUACGCAGAGUUGUUGUUAUUGUCAUAACGACUAGACUGAGCCAGAGCUAUUAUCAGAAAGCUAUUUCUUGUUUCCAGUUUUUCUUUUUCCCCUGUGAAUGCCAGAAUGGCUGAAAAUAACCACUGUACUCAAAAAACCAAACCAAUAAAAUGAAUGUUGAAUCUUU
Molecule: messenger RNA, 3407 nt
Organism: Oncorhynchus keta (chum salmon)
Lineage: Eukaryota; Metazoa; Chordata; Actinopteri; Salmoniformes; Salmonidae
Product: phospholipid phosphatase 3-like
Exons: 6
Coding region: 663-1649 (328 amino acids)
Biological process (GO): phospholipid dephosphorylation; signal transduction; phospholipid metabolic process
Molecular function (GO): phosphatidate phosphatase activity
Source: RefSeq, a predicted model, not a curated record